This is a messenger RNA of Pygoscelis adeliae (Adelie penguin), 663 nucleotides long. RefSeq names its product family with sequence similarity 3, member D (gene FAM3D). The record is from RefSeq and is a predicted model, not a curated record. NCBI's taxonomy places the organism in Eukaryota, Metazoa, Chordata, Aves, Sphenisciformes, Spheniscidae. The transcript has 8 exons. The coding region runs from base 1 to 663 and encodes 220 amino acids.
AUGAUCCGGUACGUGGCACUGCUCAUCACGCUGCUGGGCAUCUGGUUCGUCAUGCAGACGUACUUUGAUCACAGAUGGAAAGCUAUCAGCCUGCGGAGCUGGCUCGGUGUCACAGACAAGCCCAGAAGCAAGCAGCUGCCCCAGCACAAGUGUGGAAACCAGAAGAGCUGCUCCCAGAACUAUUUUGCCUUCAAGAUCAUCAGCGGUGCCGCAAAUGUGGUGGGACCCUCCAUCUGCUUUGAUGGCACAGUCCUCAUGAGCAGCGUGAAAAACAACAUUGGCAGGGGCCUGAACAUCGCACUGGUGAACGGAACAAGCGGGCAGCUCCUGAAAGCAGACACAUUCGACAUGUACUCCGGAGACAUUAACAAACUGGAUACCUUCCUCCGAGAGAUCAAGCACGGCACCAUCGUGCUAUCAGCCAGCUACGAUGAUGCUGCCACAAAGAUGAACGACCAAGUACGGGCACAUUUUGUGGAGCUGGGCAGCAGCCACGUGAGCCACCUGGGCUUCCGGGACAACUGGGUCUUCUUGGGAGCGAAAGGGCUGAUGAACAAGAGCCCCUUUGAAGAGCACAUCAAAAAUGCUAAGGAGACAAAUAAAUACAACGGCUGGCCUGAGCUGCUGGAGAUGGAGGGCUGUGUCCCCAUGAAGAUGGAUUAG